This is a messenger RNA of Camelina sativa (false flax), 1111 nucleotides long. NCBI's taxonomy places the organism in Eukaryota, Viridiplantae, Streptophyta, Magnoliopsida, Brassicales, Brassicaceae. The record is from RefSeq and is a predicted model, not a curated record.
AUUCCGGUUCAGUAUCUAAGCGAUGGGACGGUUCGUGAGAUUGCUUCGUCUAUGGGUGAGGUAAUGGAGGUUGAAUUAGAUGAUACGAUGUUUGAUUUGCGUACUGUGCGUGCUCGUGUCAACGUUUCUGUGGAUACGACUCGUUUGUGUUUUAAGAAAGUGGUUAGGUUUGAUUCAGGGAGGGUUAAGAUUGUGACUUUGAGGUAUGAGGAUAUUGCUAGGAGUAGAGCUCGGUUUAAGUUUUGUUGUAACUGUGGGGCUUUGAAUCAUCUCACUAGCUCUUGUUCAGUCCCUUGGGUUGAUGUUCCUGACCCUUAUGAUCGUUCUCUUUCACCACCGCCUCAUGAGUCUUCUAUCUCUGAUGGUUCUGCUGAGAACAAUGGUGAAAGUGGUACGAAAGAGCAGCUCCAACUGGCGGAUGCGUCUGCUGAUGUGGUUCAGGACUUACCUAAUGGGGAUGGUGAGCAGCAGCAGCAGCAACAACAAGGUGUUGAUGUUGUUGAGGACGCUCGUGCUACGCAGGUGCAGUCUGAAAUGGUUGGAACUUCAUCUGGAGGGUCCAAAAGGAAGUUUGAUGCCACGGAGCAGACUGAUGAUAAUCUGGAAAAGCGGCUUAGAGGAAGCGCUGAUGAUGCAUCAGAGGGUUUGGGGGUUAACCCCAAACCACUUCAAGAAGAAUGAUCCUGUGUGAGUUAGAACUGUUAGGUGCUCUGGGUUAUAGAUGUUUCCUGACAGUUUUUUAAAUGUCUUUUUGGUUAUCGGAAAGGCAUAGUUGUUUCUGAAACCGUAGUAUAGAAGGGUAUUAUGGAGUUUAUGCUGGCUAUGAUGUCUUCAAGUCUUUGAAAGAUGUUUUCUAGGUUCUGCAAUCGUUUUGGUCCACCGCGGAGAUGAGAUUGUGAUGUGGGAAAUGCUGGGUAUAGUGGUUUGGUGUUUGCCGGGUUGUUGUGGUUAAGAGUUUCAUUUUGAAACAUAACGGUCUCGUCUUUGCUGUUUAUUAUCUCAAGACUUCUGUAAGACUUAAAUUUCUGUUAACUCUUUUGCAUGAUGUAGUGAACAACUAAGUUUGUUUUGUUACAUAGUAAAUUAAUCAAAAGUUAAGUUGGAAGUUUUA